AUGAACCCUGCUGAUGGAUUGAUCGACAAGAUACUCAACACAAAUCAUCUGCCAUCUCGAACGGCGUUUAUGAUCGCUGUGGGCGUAUUACUCCUCUAUCUCCAAUGGCAGGCGAUAUUGGUUGUAUUGCUGGCUGGAUUCCUUGCCACUUCAGAUCAUUUCACUUUCACUGUCAAAACGCUCUUACAAGAUGACAGUGGUCCUCCUAUUAAUCCCAUUGAUAAUCUCAAUGACAGCAGAAAUAUAUCACUUAAAUCACUUGCACCGAUAUCAUCACUUGGAGAUAGUGAUAUACACCGGCAGAGCACCUACACAGACAAAUUGGAUGUCUUGCCUGAGCUAUACGAGCCACUAGAUUCUACUUUAGACUUGAUUGUACGCGAUUUCGUCAACUGGUGGUACAUCCCAUUAGCACUCAAUCCGCCUGAUUUGGCUUUUCCUAGGGAAUGCAGGAGGAGUUUAAACCACCUAACUUCGUCUAUCUGCCAGAGAGUAGUCGCAGGUCGCAGCGGGAGUGAUAUUGCUAUCUUUAUUUUCUGUUCUACCGCACAGACGCUCUUGAGAGGGCUGAGGACCCGCCGGAUGCCGUCUCAGAACAGCGGAUCGACAGUGGAACCCAAGGAAAAUCAAGAUUAUCACCCCUUGCUACGCAGCACAGCUGCUCAAAUACUUGCACUAUCUUCAGCACCUGCAGAUGCGGAGAAUGGGGCUUUGCAGUCCCUCCUCACUGAGAUUAUUGCUGGUCAGAUAGAGGCGGCGGUUAGCAUACUCACGCCAGACUGGGUCAAUCUCACCGUAAUUGCCUUGUUUGAAGACGAGAAGAAGGAGCAAAGAGUGCGCGAGGAGGCUGAGCGGAUGAGGGUGAAGGUGGAGCAGGUCGUCAACUCUGAUACCGUUCCUGGGGAAUAUAAGGAGGAUGAUGAGUGUGGUGAUAAUGAGCAUAAACAUGAGCAUGAGAAUAUGCAUGGAAAUGAAAUAACUAUACCAGACAAUCACGACAAUGACAACACAAAACGCAAUCAACAGACAAACAAAACGCGUCAACAGCGUCCGCGUAGAGAAACUCACCAUGGUCAGAGACCUUCUAUUUCCACGUCAAUUUUAGAGAAAGAAGGCCCACUUCCAGUUGAUGAGGAGGAUCUAGGUGCGACAGCUAGCGAAAAGAAGACAAGAGUCGUCUCGCCCUUCACCAAACCAACACAUGAAGCAAUUGGUGAUAUAGGAGUGAAAGAGGAGGAGGAUAAGGUGGGAGUGAAAAGGGAUGCUACACCAACGCUGCGAGAGAUAUUAGCCCAAAGGAACAAUUCCGAGUUAUAUGAUGAUUUCGAGCGGUUCCUGGAGAUGAGAAGAAGGGAGGGUUUGUUGCGGCUGCUCACUCAAGUGACGACAUUCAAAGAGAUAGUGACAAUAACGAGUCCGUCGGAACCAAUUUUCAGACAGGAUGCUAUAGCUCUGCUGGCUAGAGCUGAAGAGGCUGUCGUUCCUGGAGAUGUGAGGUUGUUGGAGAGCAUCAACGCAACCAGAAUGAAGAUAGAUGGAGAUGCUUCUCUCAACGCUUUCCUGCCCAUCGAAGUGGAGAUAUACACCAAUCUCGAGAAUGAAUAUGGCACAUUCACAAUGAUCAAGCGAGAUGGUGAGAGUAUACCAAGUGGGAGUGUACCUAGUGUACCAUCAACCAACUCGGAGAAAGAGAGCAGUGAAGUAAACACGCCGCGCACAUCUGGCACAUCUAGAACAUCGAUGGAAGUGCAACCGAAAGAAUUUGAACCGAGCUACUACCAACGCCACACCAAGGUAGAUGUGACAGAUGUAUCAACGCCGUCGCCUCGCGACUUUGUAAAUGGUAAGACGUUAGAGGUGAUGGUGGCUAUAGAAGAGGAGGGGGAGUCAGGAUGGAUGUUAUUCAGACGAUGGGUGGAGUUUGAGAAACUGGACGGUGCACUGCAGAAAGCCUUUCCUAUGGCAGGCACAGCGAGCUUUCCGCGCGCGUACCUGCCCACACUGAAGCAUAAGAGGAGCUCAGAUGUGUGUGCAUUGCUCGCCGCUUAUAUCAAGACACUACUGAUUGAUCCGCGUUAUUCUCGCUCUGUAAUCGUGACAGACUUUCUGCGCAAGGAGCAGACGGGCGCGGGUGGUAAGAACGGCACAAGCGCAUCAGGUGGGACUGGGAAUGGUAGGAAUAGCAAACUUUUCAACCUCACUCAGCCAGGUAAGACAUUUAGCGAAUUUGCUCAGGCUGUCUCGGAUAUUGGGGUGAAUAAGAAACGGCUGUCAUUUCCUGGACCAUUGGGUGGUAAGGGUGGUAGAGGCCCUGCUGUAUCAACUGCACCACCUACACCACCCAAAGAAGUAGCAGAAGUAACAGAUGCCUCAGAUGUAGCUAGUAAUGAUACCAUCAACGAGGUUGAUAUGAGGACGCCGGCGGAGGAGGUCGAUCACAGCGCCUAUGCGACUGUUGGAAGUGAGAGCAAGAGCAGUGAGGAGGAGGAAGAAGAGGAGAGCGUGGGGAGUGAGAGCGAGGGCGCACCCAGUGCAACAGUAGCAUAUGAAGAUGAUGAUGAUAUAGCAAAUAACACCACCACCACACAGCCAACGACCACACCGCCUAUGAACGACGAGGAUCUCAAUCUAGUGCUUAAUUCGAUAUUCUCAAUACUAGAAGAGGCGUAUGAGUUGAGUGGGCAGCAGUGGUCGCUGAGGCGUGGAUUUUUCAGAGUGCUUGAGAGGGUGAUCAGGACGUCAUACUCGAGUACAGUGCGUACGGCGUUACAGUCGAUAGUGGAGGGAGUAACGAAUGUGAGGAAUGUAGCCCAGGUGCUCAAUUCGCUCAAAGACGCACUGUGGCCGCCACCAAUGCGUGAGUGGGGUGUAGGGGUGGAUGAGAGUCGUAGCGAUGAAGAAAAAGUUCAAACGGCACAGACAGCCAGACAACUCCUGAUAGACAACAAACCUAGCGCCCUUUCGAGUGCUAUGGGAGAUAGCGCGACUAGAGACGCUGUGAUACUCCUCCAUGAGCUGUUCCAGGAUGAGAAAUUCUGCCAGGAGGUUGGGACAUUGCUAGCGUUGGAUUUGUUGCGUGUGUGUUUGUAA
Wallemia ichthyophaga EXF-994 is the source of this 3090-nucleotide messenger RNA. RefSeq names its product Sorting nexin-13. The transcript is spliced from 6 exons. Gene Ontology annotation, cellular component: intracellular membrane-bounded organelle. Gene Ontology annotation, molecular function: phosphatidylinositol binding. The record is from RefSeq and is a predicted model, not a curated record. The coding region runs from base 1 to 3090 and encodes 1029 amino acids. NCBI's taxonomy places the organism in Eukaryota, Fungi, Basidiomycota, Wallemiomycetes, Wallemiales, Wallemiaceae.